This is a messenger RNA of Nematostella vectensis (starlet sea anemone), 2258 nucleotides long. RefSeq lists its product as uncharacterized. The record is from RefSeq and is a predicted model, not a curated record. The coding region runs from base 819 to 1823 and encodes 334 amino acids. The transcript is spliced from 6 exons. NCBI's taxonomy places the organism in Eukaryota, Metazoa, Cnidaria, Anthozoa, Actiniaria, Edwardsiidae.
AAAAAUUCAGAUUUUCCAAAUUUGGAAAUUUGGGAAAAUUUUGGAAAUUAUCCCAAUUUUGGGAUCUGAUUGGGAAAUUCAGGACCCAAUAUUGGGAAAAUAUUGAGAGACGCAACCAGGAAAAAAAUAAAUUAUCAGUUUAUUCCCAAUCUUGGGAAUAAAUCCCAACAAAAUCCAAGAUUGGGAUUUUAUUGGGAAAUAUUUCACAAAAAAAUCCCAAAAUUGCAUGCAACAGUUCUUAAGAAUCCAAUACGAAACUACACUUGGGAAAUAACUGGAAAAUUUUAACAAGAAAAUCCCAAAAUUGCAUACAAUAGUUCUUAAAAACCCAAUAGAAAACCAAACUUGGGAAAUAAUUGAAAAAUGUGAACCAAGAAAAUCCCAAAAUUGCAUGCAACAGUUCUUCAGAAUCCAAUAGGAAACCAUACUUGGGAAAUAACUGGUAAAUUUUAACAAGAAAAUCCCAAAAUUGCAUGCAACAUUCCUUAAGAAUCCAAUAGGAAGCCAUACUUGGGAAAUAACUGGAAAAUUUUAACAAGAAAAUCCCAAAAUUGCAUGCAACAGUUCUUAAGAAUCCAAUAGGAAACCAUACUUGGGAAAUAACUGGAAAAUUUUAACAAGAAAAUCCCAAAAUUGCAUGCAACAGUUCUUAAGAAUCCAAUAGGAAACCAUACUUGGGAAAUAAUUGGAAAAUUUUAACAAGAAAAUCCCAAAAUUGCAUGCAACAGUUCUUAAGAAUCCAAAAGGAAACCAUGCUUGGGAAAUAAUUGGAAAAUUUUAACAAGAAAAUCCCAAAAUUGCAUGCCCCACAAUGCACAAUGCAUUGCGCGCAUCGCUCUUUCCCCUUAGAAGCGACUGGGUACGAGUCUGUCGACAGGGUGUGCUCAGUGUUUGCAGUUUGUGCCGUUGAAAUGAGUCGAGAGCAACAAGAACAGCCAGAUAUUGUGGAUCCAUCACCAGCUCCCUCAGAAGAAGAAGAUGUUAUUUCAAAAGUGACAGAGCACUUUGGCGAUGCAAUUGCACAGCGAUUUAAAGAUGAAGAUAUUACAUGCCCAGAAGCAAUAGUAGACUUGCUAUCUAAAGAUGCUGAUGCGCCAAUUUACUCAAAGGUUGGCUUAACCUAUGGAAAGGCCCUAAAAUUCAAAAGGAUUUUUGAGGAGUCGUUCCAAUUGCCAAAGAAAUCUUCAUCAGCCUUGCCCAAGUGCAAACCAACAAUGGCAGAGUUGUCAACAUACGAUCCUGAAAUACAAAGACUGUACCUGUCUAAGCGCAAGAAGAUUGGCGCACUUGCCAUGGAAAAGUGGGGUGGGCAACUCCCGAAGUUCAACACUCCCAUGAUGAGAACACAACUGGAAAAGUUUGCUAAAGAAAUUGAAGACCAGUGUUCUGUGCCUGAAAUAAAAUUCACAGUGGAUGGCAUUAUGCAACACACUAAGGAUUUUUUCAGUGAACAGCGGCGUGAAAGAAAAAGAACAAGCCCUCCAGAUUCCUGGUCUCCUAGAACACCAAGUUCUUCUAGGGCUGGCUCUUCAGAUGAGGAAUUCUCACUACAAUGCUCCCAAGCAAAGCUACCUAAAAUGCCUUCCAUGGGCAGUCAAGAUGAUGAGGAACCAGAUGAUGAAGGAUCUGAUAAUGAUGGAUCUGAUGAUGAUGGUUCUGACGAUGACAAGAAAAGUACAGAUACUCUCCCAGAAACUGAACCUACAGUCAUAAAUAACUUACAUAGUAAAGCAGUGAAGGUUAUCAUUAAGGCGGUAUGUGGAAGUAUCCCAAAGGAUAGGGAGGUAAUAGUUGAUGCCUUAAAAAACACUUUUUUUCAAUAGGUCCAAGAACACUAUUGAACCUUACUCACACACAAGUGUGUGGGUGCUGCAUGGCCAACAAGAUAAUUGCAGGCAAAUGUGUUGAAUAUUUGGUAAAGCCAAACAAAAACUGUUAACAAAAAGAUCAAACUUUGAGCUCAUAGUACCUGUAUGGUAAAGUUUUCCCUGGCAUUUAGUAGAUAGUUGCCCAAGAACACUACCAUAUUGAACCUUACUCCCACACACAAGUGUGUGAAGUGCUGGCCAACAAGAUAAUUGCAGGCAAAUGUGUUAAAUAUUUUACUUAUUUUACAGCAUUUUACUGUACUUGAAGCUGUCAUGUUAGAAACUAUUGUAAAGGUUACUUACCUUUAAUUAUUUGCACUCUACAUUAAAACUAUGUUGUUUCUACAAAAAGGGAUGUUUGAAUUCUAUUAAAUUUUCCUAGUAUGUUAA